AUGGCGACCACAGAAACAGCGCCUGCAGCCGCCGAGCCAUUGCCGUUGCCAUGCGAAGCGAGCUUCUCCAGCAGCACCCCCACCGAUACGGAUGCAAGCUCUUCCUCCAACUCAUCCAACAACGCGUCGCUCACCUCGACUCCUCCGACAACCGCGUCGCCCGACAGCAUCUCUCUGGCUUCUGAGCUCGAGUGCCAGAAAGAAGAGGCUGUGGCAGUGCCGACUGUCGUGGCCGCCAUUCCCACCCCUGAAGCCGACCAGCAUGACCAGCACGCUCAACGUGACAACAACAAGCCAGAGAAGCAAACGCCCGCCGGCCAAGAUGCAAUUGUGGUCGCCGGGCACCAGGCUUCUGCCGAACCGCUUGCGACGUCCCGCCCAAGGCGAGCGCGUGCAAGCGCGCCAGUGUACAAUCUCGCCAAACUCGUAGGAACGGAUGUACAUGGAAGACGACGCGCAAAAGGAGACAUUGUCCAAGGGAAAAAGCGGCGGCAUACAGUAUCAGAUACGAGACAGGUAGAGGUUGCCAACACAAGCGCCAGUGAACCCAUCAACGCGUCUCAGACGCUCCAACUUUCCAGAGACGUUGAGAACACUAAAGCUUCCACAGUCUCCAAAAAGACAAAGAAAACUUCUGUCCCAUCACCGGUGACGCGUCGUGCGACGCGCUCUUCUGGAUUGCCGCUCGAGGAUCUGACAACCAAACUAGCAGCCCUUAGCAAGCGCGGCAAAAAGGCCAUUGAAAAAGAGCUGAAGUCGCUGCCACGCGAACUUAGGCGCCUACAAGACACCAAUGAGUUUGCUCAUAUUGAUACUCGUCCUGUGCGCUACACCGUCUGGAGCAAUGGAAAAUACGUUGACGUAGAUCCUUUCCAGGCGACAUCCUCCUCCGAGCCACCGCGAAAGAAGGCCAAGACCGAGAAGAGUCCUGAAGCUACCAAAGACUCGGAACCGGAGAGAAAUUCGGACAAAAACAAGGAAGCCAAGGAUAAGCAGGACGGCCAGGACAAGCAGGAGCCCCGUCCAAUUGGAGCCAUCAAGCCCCGGCCCAAGAAAUGGCUGGAGAAAGGUCUUUACGCUGGCCAAGAAUACCCUACUGAUAUCAUGAAGACUUUGACCGCACCGGAAAGGAAGAAGCUGCUGUACAUGCCAGAACUGAUGCCAAGCGGGAAGCCAAACAAGGUGCUUCCAUUGCCCAUGUAUAAUGGCUUUCGGCUGUUGCUCCAUGGGCGUGAUUUCAAGCUGCCUUAUGACGUUUGCCACCCUCUUCCUCCUGGGCAGCCUAAGCCUGCUGCUUAUCGCACCAUGACCAAGAACCGAUUUGUUGGAGAUGCUGCUGCAUACUGGAAGAAGAACCCUCACUUUGGGGAUUUCGCUUCUAAGUGCGUCUGCAAGCCAGAAGACGGUUGUGGAGAGACAUGCCAGAACCGCAUCAUGCUGUAUGAGUGUGACGAAACGAACUGUAACAUUGGUAAGGAGUACUGCACCAACCGUGCAUUUCAGGAACUCCAAGAGCGCACCAAGAAAGGUGGGCGCUACCGCAUUGGCGUUGAGGUGUUUAAAACUCCAGACCGAGGUUACGGGGUCCGCAGCAAUCGCUGCUUUGAACCGAACCAGAUAAUUAUGGAAUAUACUGGUGAGAUUAUCACCGAGGAAGAGUGCGAGCGACGGAUGAGGGAAGAGUACAAAGACAAUGAGAACAUGAUCAUUGAUGCAACUAGCGGUAGCAUCGCGCGGUUCGUCAAUCACUCAUGUUCGCCCAAUUGCCGUAUGAUAAAAUGGAUCGUCAAAGGGCAGCCGCGCAUGGCCCUCUUUGCUGGAGACCGCCCCAUUACCACGGGCGAGGAAUUGACGUACGACUACAACUUCGAUCCCUUCUGCGCUAAGAACGUGCAGAAGUGCUUGUGUGGUAGUGCGAAUUGCCGAGGUGUGCUCGGCCCUAGGCCCAAGGAGGUAAAGCCUCCCAAAAAGGAAGACAAGCAGCAGAUGAAGAAGGGCAAGAAGGGCAAGAAGUCCAAGGCAUCCGCUGCAAAGAUGCAGAAGCCAGAAAAACAGCAGAAGGAGGGAAACCCAAGAGAUAUCAAGUUGGCAGACAAAUCCGCCAGAGGAAUGAAGCGUAAACUUAAGGAUGCGUUUGAGUUCGAUGCCGAUGACAAGGAAGACGGCAAGUCCAUCAAGAAGCGAAAGACAAAGACCACAGCUGGCAAAGGAUCUAAAGUCCUUGCAAGAAAACGGGCAUCCGCAAAGGGAGUGACCAAAGGGAGGUCAAAGGCAGUGACAUCGGCAAAAACGGCAGCUAAGCGCAUCGUGGUCAAGAGCACCGUUGCUAAGAGUGCUGUAAAUGAGCGCAAACGGAACGUCUCGAGCAACGUUUCUGUCACCCUCAAACCCACCACAAAGACUAGGUUGACUCUGACUCCGCGCAAGCGACCGAAUACAGCCAUCACGAUCAAGGCAGCAAGCAGCCGCCAGACCAAGACUGGCAAGGCCGGACUCGCAAAGGGUUACAGCAAGAAAGCAGUCAUUAUUGAUGCAGCUGCUCAAUCAAAUGAUCAGCCCCAGAACAAAGCGACCACGUCUAACAGAAGUCCCGGCACGACUAUCAUCGCAGCAGGCGUCUCGACUGACAGCCCGAACAAGGAGAACGAGCAGCAAGAGCACUUGGAAAAGCCGGAUGCUUUGCAGUCUCACGACCAAGAACUGUUGCGUCAAGCCACGGAAGCCUCACCGGCGGCACCGAAGCUGAAGACGUCAUCCAGGAAAGUGAUUCCCUCGCGCAAGGCGCUGGAGGCGGCAGAGACACAGGAGGUUAAGGCUGCUGCCAAGGCCAAGAAGAUGGUAGCGGCAAAGGACAGAGCUGCAGGGGCGAAGAGAAAACUUUCGAUCUCUAUCUAA
Thermochaetoides thermophila DSM 1495 is the source of this 2895-nucleotide messenger RNA. RefSeq names its product histone-lysine N-methyltransferase-like protein. Gene Ontology annotation, molecular function: protein binding; histone H3K36 methyltransferase activity. The coding region runs from base 1 to 2895 and encodes 964 amino acids. NCBI's taxonomy places the organism in Eukaryota, Fungi, Ascomycota, Sordariomycetes, Sordariales, Chaetomiaceae. The transcript has 3 exons. Gene Ontology annotation, cellular component: nucleus; chromatin. Gene Ontology annotation, biological process: regulation of DNA-templated transcription. The record is from RefSeq and is a predicted model, not a curated record.